Capronia coronata CBS 617.96 is the source of this 273-nucleotide messenger RNA. RefSeq lists its product as uncharacterized. The transcript has a single exon. Lineage: Eukaryota; Fungi; Ascomycota; Eurotiomycetes; Chaetothyriales; Herpotrichiellaceae. The record is from RefSeq and is a predicted model, not a curated record. The coding region runs from base 1 to 273 and encodes 90 amino acids.
AUGCCGGAGUCUAUAUCGGACCCGAAGGGUUACAAUACUGGAAUCGAAACAAUGGAAGUGUAUGUCGAUGUCGUGGAUGUACAGGGGCGCGAGAUCUUCGGAAGCAACAACAAGGAGUCUACGAAAGUCGUUGUACUCUCCACCUCAAUCUCCGGAGUUCAGAUGGAUGCGAAAGAUACGUCAAGAGCUGAUCUUCCAUCACUCCCAGGCUUGUACCAUGGAGCGGAAAAGGGGGGUCCUUACGGAGACGAGAGUCUUCUAUUGGGUUGUUGA